UUCAGAUGACCCACUUUCAUCGUGACCUCUGAAAGGAAGGCUCAGUUUUCCGAUCAAAUUGUCACAUGUUGAAGAAAACAGCAGUAUUGUAAUGUUUACUGUUUUACUAUACUGUGUAUAUGUAGCAGCGACCAAGAAUAACAUACAAACCGAUCAGCAGGUUGCUGCUAGCGUCCCUGGUGACAUUAUCCUAGGGGGUUUGUUUCCUGUCCAUACGAAAGGCGACAAAACACCAUGUGGCUCACAAAUAUAUCAUCGAGGUGUUCAACGCCUGGAAGCUAUGAUGUUUGCCAUCGACAAUAUUAACAAAGAUCCCAACAUUCUACCAAACGUGACCCUUGGAGUUCACAUUCUGGAUACUUGCUCACGUGAUACUUAUGCGCUUAAUCAGAGCCUGCAGUUCGUUAGGGCCUCGCUCAAUAACAUCGACACAUCAUCCUUCGAAUGCGCAGAUCAUUCGAUGCCAGUGCCACGUAACAAUUACUCUGGUCCAGUGUUCGGAGUAGUAGGAGGAUCCUACAGUUCUGUAUCUCUCCAAGUGGCUAACCUUCUGGGACUAUUUCACAUACCUCAGAUAUCCCCAGCCUCGACAGCUAAGGCACUAAGCGACAAAACUAGAUUUAAAUAUUUCGCCCGCACAGUUCCUCCUGACACUUUUCAGUCGAGUGCUUUAGUCGACAUUGUCAAAAGUGUCAAUUGGUCCUAUGUAUCGACGAUCUAUUCAGAAGGAUCCUACGGGGAAUAUGGAAUUGAAGUGUUCCACAGGGAGGCACAAGAACGUAAUGUCUGCAUAGCCACUGCUGAGAAAGUGCCCAGUGCCGCAGACGACAAAGAGUUCGACAACAUUAUUUUAAAAUUGAAAAAGAAAAUAAACGCUAGAGGUGUCGUGCUGUUUACAAGAGCUGAGGAUGCUAGGUAA
Molecule: messenger RNA, 919 nt
Organism: Diabrotica virgifera virgifera (western corn rootworm)
Lineage: Eukaryota; Metazoa; Arthropoda; Insecta; Coleoptera; Chrysomelidae
Product: metabotropic glutamate receptor-like
Exons: 3
Coding region: 92-919 (275 amino acids)
Biological process (GO): regulation of synaptic transmission, glutamatergic; G protein-coupled glutamate receptor signaling pathway
Cellular component (GO): membrane
Molecular function (GO): group II metabotropic glutamate receptor activity
Source: RefSeq, a predicted model, not a curated record